UAGAAAACUGGCAUUCUUCAAUCUCGCGAAUUCUUAAAUAAAUAAGAAGUGAAGUCUAAAUGAAUGAAUAUUAUUAGAUGUUGUUAUACUUGUUGGGAAAAUCCUUUGAGACUGUCACUCUGCACAUUCUCUUCCACUUCGACUCGUAUAUCGUUCGAACUUGAAAGGUGCGAAUCAGAAAAACUCGUUGGAAUAAGAAUGCCGAAUAUCUCCGACUCGGAUUAUGUCGGACAUGGCGCCAAUUUUGUCCGGUCCGGCAUCAGCAUUGUCUUUGUAGCCCGUUGGCGCUUGAUCCUCACACAUAGCUCCAGCAAUGACUGACAGCACUUGAUACCUUUUCUUCCACCUUUCCUUCAUACAUCCAUAAUGGACGUCCCCAUUGACAACUUUCCUUCGACUCCGUCCCCGGCUGCGCGGGCCAUCAAGGACAUUGCGUUCGGUUCCGCAGCAGGGAUGGUCUCCAAGGUCUUCGAGCAUCCGUUCGAUUUGACCAAAGUACGGCUUCAAUCUCAAGUGCUGGAUGCUUCUGCGCGCUUUUCUGGGCCUAUUGAUUGCCUGACGCAAACGUACUUAAAAGAGGGUGUGAGGGGACUAUACAGGGGCCUGCCAGCCCCCAUAGUAGGCGCCAUGGCCGAAAACGCUUCCCUCUUUCUCACGUAUUCUUCUUUCCAAUCUCUCAUCCGGACUGUUGCACAUCUCCCAGUCGAUGAGCAGCCGAUACUACCACUCCGCUACCUCUGUCUCGCAGCAGCGGGUGCUGGUGCUGUGACGUCCUUCCUACUAACGCCGAUUGAGCUCGUCAAGUGCAAAAUGCAGGUCCAGAUGUUGCUUCCCCAGAACGCGUCCCAUUCUACUCCCCUACCGGGCCCAAUAAAGGUCCUUACGUCAAUAAUACGCACGACGGGACUCCGAGGCCUAUGGUUAGGUCACACAGGGACGUUCAUCCGCGAGACGGGCGGGACAGCCGCGUGGUUCGGGACGAAGGAAUUUGUCGCGUCGCGUCUGUUGGCGAGGCAUCCUGAGGGUAGCCCUGCGACGCUGGCGUCGUGGGAGUCUGCCUUGUCCGGUGCGUUUGCAGGCGCGUCGUUCAACUUGGCGUUGUUCCCGGCGGAUACGGUGAAGAGCACGAUGCAGACUGCUGAUGAGCUGAGGGGGCCGUCUGGUUUGAAGGUGAGUUUUGUGAGGACGUUUAGGGAGAUGUACGCUGCCCAGGGUAUCCGGGGCUUGUAUGCGGGGUGUGGGAUCACGAUUGCGAGGAGUAUACCUAGUAGUGCGAUUAUAUUCGUGAUAUAUGAUGAGUUGAAUAAGCGGUUUUCAUAGCGGGAAAUGAAGGAUGUGUAGAUUAAUUAGCGUAGAUCUUGUAUCUCUAGUAACAGCCCAUAGAGUUUGUGAAACAGAAAGAUAUUGCUUUAAGCGCUUGAGUUUGAGGGACGUACAUGUAUUUAGAUAUAAUUGAGUGGUGCCUGCAAG
Desarmillaria tabescens is the source of this 1470-nucleotide messenger RNA. RefSeq names its product mitochondrial carrier. Gene Ontology annotation, molecular function: L-ornithine transmembrane transporter activity. Bases 367 to 1320 code for a protein of 317 amino acids. The transcript has 3 exons. The record is from RefSeq and is a predicted model, not a curated record. Gene Ontology annotation, biological process: mitochondrial L-ornithine transmembrane transport. NCBI's taxonomy places the organism in Eukaryota, Fungi, Basidiomycota, Agaricomycetes, Agaricales, Physalacriaceae. Gene Ontology annotation, cellular component: mitochondrion.